CUGCCAUUAGAUCUCAAUAUCGUUUCUCCACGGUCCACCUUGCAAUAUCUCUCUCUCUCUCUCUCAAUUUGUGAUUGAGAAGAACAGGUAUGUUUCCUUUCAUAGAUCCAUUCUCGAAUCUUCUCUUCUUCAUUCUGCAAUUCGAUUUCACCGAAAUCCGAUUUGGUUUCUACUCACAUCUGGUUGUUAUCUACUGAUUCUGAGUUUACUUGUUAAACUAUGGGUUCUGCACCAAACAAUAUUGAGAUGGAGGAGGGAACCCUGGAGGUUGGAAUGGAAUAUAGAACUGUCUCAGGUGUUGCUGGACCACUGGUCAUCCUAGACAAAGUGAAGGGACCCAAGUACCAGGAGAUUGUUAACAUUCGUUUAGGAGAUGGAACUACCCGGCGUGGACAAGUUCUGGAAGUUGAUGGUGAAAAAGCAGUUGUCCAGGUUUUUGAAGGAACAUCUGGAAUUGACAACAAAUACACAACUGUGCAGUUUACUGGAGAGGUCUUAAAGACACCUGUGUCUUUGGAUAUGCUUGGACGCAUCUUUAAUGGUUCUGGCAAACCAAUUGACAAUGGUCCUCCUAUUUUACCUGAGGCUUACAGGGAUAUUUCAGGAAGUUCUAUCAACCCUAGUGAGAGAACAUAUCCUGAAGAAAUGAUACAGACAGGAAUUUCCACAGUAGACGUCAUGAAUUCAAUUGCUAGAGGGCAGAAGAUUCCUCUUUUCUCUGCUGCUGGUCUUCCUCAUAAUGAAAUUGCCGCCCAGAUCUGUCGUCAGGCUGGACUGGUGAAGAGGUUGGAAAAAUCUGACAAUCUUCUCGAGGGUGGUGAAGAGGACAAUUUUGCCAUAGUCUUUGCUGCUAUGGGAGUCAACAUGGAAACAGCACAGUUUUUCAAACGUGAUUUUGAGGAAAAUGGAUCUAUGGAGAGAGUAACACUUUUCUUAAACCUGGCCAAUGAUCCUACUAUAGAGCGUAUUAUUACUCCCAGGAUUGCUCUGACAACUGCAGAAUAUCUAGCAUAUGAAUGUGGAAAGCAUGUGCUUGUAAUUUUAACUGAUAUGAGUUCGUAUGCUGAUGCUCUUCGUGAGGUAUCUGCUGCCCGAGAAGAAGUGCCUGGAAGACGUGGAUAUCCUGGUUAUAUGUAUACCGAUCUGGCAACAAUCUACGAACGAGCUGGACGUAUUGAAGGCCGAACGGGCUCCAUCACACAAAUUCCAAUUCUGACCAUGCCCAAUGAUGAUAUUACACAUCCAACCCCAGAUCUUACAGGUUAUAUCACUGAAGGACAAAUAUAUAUUGAUCGACAGCUUCACAAUCGACAGAUAUACCCACCAAUCAAUGUGCUUCCAUCCCUGUCUCGGUUGAUGAAGAGUGCCAUUGGUGAGGGUAUGACUAGGAGGGAUCAUUCUGAUGUAUCCAACCAGCUGUAUGCAAAUUAUGCUAUUGGCAAGGAUGUCCAGGCAAUGAAAGCUGUGGUUGGAGAAGAAGCUUUAUCUUCUGAGGACCUGCUUUAUUUAGAGUUUCUUGACAAAUUCGAGAGGAAGUUUGUUAGCCAAGGAGCAUACGACACCCGCAACAUAUUCCAGUCGCUUGAUUUAGCUUGGACACUCCUUCGUAUCUUCCCUCGUGAGCUUCUCCACCGUAUCCCUGCAAAGACCCUGGAUCAGUAUUACAGCCGUGAUGCUUCUAAUUGAAGGAGCCGGCUUUGUAGUUAACUACCUGUGUGAUUGCCUUGGAAUGAGCUUGAUGAUACGUAUAAUGUGGUUUUCCUCGUUAAAAUAUGAAUCUCGUUUCAGCUCAACAAUAAAAGCUCUCUCUACUGGGUUCCCAGAACCAAGGCUGUCCGGCAUUUGCAAUACAUUUAUAUUCUUUUGAGAACCAGUCAAGUCGUGGUGUAAUUUAUUGUGUUGUGUUAUCUGCAGAUAUGGCAGGGUUUGGGUUCCUUUUAAAAUUCUACAUCAGUUGAGGUUUCUAGGAAUUACAAAACCUUUGUUAUAUAUUGUGCUCUUUUUUUUUGUUUCAUGUUGGACCGUGAACUAAUUCUUUGGCAUCCUUUUUGAAUAAUGCUGCCUUUUGUGAGCUUCUUCUUUAAUAAUGACAACUUCAGUUUAAGAUA
Messenger RNA from Solanum dulcamara, 2108 nucleotides. Its product is annotated as V-type proton ATPase subunit B 2. The record is from RefSeq and is a predicted model, not a curated record. The coding region runs from base 220 to 1686 and encodes 488 amino acids. NCBI's taxonomy places the organism in Eukaryota, Viridiplantae, Streptophyta, Magnoliopsida, Solanales, Solanaceae. Gene Ontology annotation, molecular function: ATP binding; proton-transporting ATPase activity, rotational mechanism. The transcript has 15 exons. Gene Ontology annotation, biological process: proton transmembrane transport; ATP metabolic process. Gene Ontology annotation, cellular component: proton-transporting V-type ATPase, V1 domain.